AUGACGGACCGCCACAUGAACGCCCUGCGGGACCAGAUCAAUCGCAUGCUUCGCGGACAGGCGCCGCUGCCCCCUACCACGGCGGCCACUCGCAACCAGCGACGCAAGAUGCAGUCCAAGCCCCUGGACGCGCGCGAGUCGGCGUCGCUGUAUCUCGGCGCCCUGAACUGGACGGCGCCUGUUGCUCCUCCACCGCCUCCUCCGCCCAUGGCGAUGCUCCCCCCUCCCCCUCCCCCUCCCCUGCCUCCUCCCCCCUUCACGCCCCUCAUCACCACCGAUGCUCGCAUGCGUCUGUUUUGUCCCGAGGUUUAUGGGGAGCCGCGUGGGCGGACUUUUUACGAGCUGUGCCUGGACAUUCAGAUAUUCGUCGAGAGUCAGACCUCCGAGGAUGUGUGGCCCAAGUGGCGUAUCGAGCUUGGCAUCUGAGGGUUUGUCAUGGACGAACAAUUGUAAUUGAUGGCGAAACACGGCUUGCUUCGGGAGGUGAUACGGGGGGGUUUUGUCAUGGGAGAACUG
Molecule: messenger RNA, 516 nt
Organism: Purpureocillium takamizusanense
Lineage: Eukaryota; Fungi; Ascomycota; Sordariomycetes; Hypocreales; Ophiocordycipitaceae
Exons: 2
Coding region: 1-426 (141 amino acids)
Source: RefSeq, a predicted model, not a curated record